Saccostrea echinata is the source of this 1834-nucleotide messenger RNA. RefSeq names its product acyl-CoA Delta-4 desaturase-like. Gene Ontology annotation, cellular component: membrane. The transcript has 10 exons. Gene Ontology annotation, biological process: lipid metabolic process. The record is from RefSeq and is a predicted model, not a curated record. The coding region runs from base 44 to 1354 and encodes 436 amino acids. Lineage: Eukaryota; Metazoa; Mollusca; Bivalvia; Ostreida; Ostreidae. Gene Ontology annotation, molecular function: oxidoreductase activity, acting on paired donors, with oxidation of a pair of donors resulting in the reduction of molecular oxygen to two molecules of water.
GAAAGGUCGAGGUCGUUUAUGAAACCCGGCACGUCCGGAAAGAAUGGGGAAGGAGGCAUACAACGAUAUAAGCGUGGUGAAAGCUACGAAAUACUACACAGUAGAGGAAAUAAAACAGCACAAUAAACGGGAUGAUAACUGGCUAAUGAUAAAUGGUAAAGUCUACGACCUCAGUCGUUGGGCGAAGAAACACCCAGGAGGAGCAAAAAUCCUAGGGCACUAUGCUGGAGAAGACGCAACGGAUGCCUGGACUGCAUUUCACAAUGAUAAAGAAUAUGUAUCCAAGUUCAUGAAAGCACUGUGUGUUGGAGAUGUAAAAGAUUGGGAAGAUUGUGAAACGGAUCUGAAGAAGGACUUCCGUAAGCUGAGGAAGUAUGCAGAAGACAGUGGACUGAUGAAGAUAAAUCCAGCGUUCUAUAUCCUCCAUCUCCUCCACAUUCUGGCCCUCGAGGCCCUCGCCUAUUUUGUGGUCUGGAAUUGGGAGGGGAGCAUGGGGGCUUUCCUUGUUGCAGCAGUUCUUUUGGCAACUGCACAGGCACAAGCAGGUUGGAGCCAGCAUGAUUAUGGUCACAUGUCUGUCUUCCCAAGUCACAAAAUGAACCAUAUAUUUCAUCACAUUGUUAUAGGGCAUAUCAAGGCUGCCUCAUCUCAUUGGUGGAAUUUCCGUCAUUUUCAGCACCAUGCUAAACCAAAUGUUGUGACAAAGGACCCUGAUAUAGACAUAGCUUAUCUCUUUUUGUUAGGAGAUUAUGUACCCAAGGCAUGGGGAAAGAAAAAAUUAGGCUUUAUGCCUUACAACUUUCAACAUAGUUACUUCUUUUUCUUGGGGCCACCCUUGCUCUUACCUAUUUAUUUUCAUAUUGAAAAUAUCUUCUUUGUUUUCAAGAGACGAGAUUAUGUGGACUUACUGAUGACAGUAACCUUCUUCUACAAGUUUUUCUGGUUAUAUGGUCCGUAUUAUGGAGGAUGGGGAGCAUUUGGACUCUACAUGUUUAUGAGAUUCCUGGAGAGCCAUUGGUUCACUUGGGUGACUCAGAUGAGCCAUCUACCAAUGAGAGUGGAGAAAGACAAAGAAGAAGAUUGGUUCACUCUUCAGCUGGCAACCACCUGUAAUGUGGACUCCACACCAUUCAACGACUGGUUCACUGGUCAUCUCAACUUUCAAAUUGAGCAUCAUUUGUUCCCAACAAUGCCAAGGCACAAUUUAGGGAAGAUAGCUCCUCUGGUGAAAUCUUUAUGCAAAAAACACAACAUACCAUACAGGUGUUCCCCGCUGUUCACAGCUUUUGGAGAUGUUGUUAGAAUGCUCAAGAAGUCUGGAGAGAUUUGGUAUGAGGCAUACUACCAUGGAUAAAUCAUCUGAAGUUAAUAGUAUUCCACUUUACAUCAAUAAUAUUGCAAGUUUGGACUUAAAUGAUAAUCAUGGACUGUGUUUGACUGUGAUAUUUUUGUGCCUAAAGUCUGUACAGAGUUAUCCUGUUAGAAAUGAUGGAUAUACAAAAGUUACAGAUCUUUGGUAGCCAUACACAUGUACCUCCAUUGUUUUGACUGCGUGUCUGUAAAUUUCAGUAUAUUUGAAUGUUUUAAUUUAUAAUCUCUAGGGACAGAAAAUUAUGUAAGUGCAUUAUUUUUCCGGUGUGAUUCACGUCAUUUGAGAAGCAUCUGAAGAAAAAAAGUCAGCAUUAGCUAUAGAAAUGAAUCUCCUUUUAUUUUUUGUGUUUAUCUCAAGUCCUAAGAAAGAUUUUAAAAAGUUAAGUUUUCUUUAUACAUGUAAAUAUACGUUUUGAAAUAGAAAAAAUGUCUAUUUUGAAUUUAUGGUUCUUGUAUAUGUAAU